Cyphomyrmex costatus is the source of this 1208-nucleotide messenger RNA. It is a transcript of the gene Arfip, whose product is annotated as ADP ribosylation factor interacting protein arfaptin. Bases 69 to 1091 code for a protein of 340 amino acids. The record is from RefSeq and is a predicted model, not a curated record. Gene Ontology annotation, biological process: intracellular protein transport; regulation of Arp2/3 complex-mediated actin nucleation. The transcript is spliced from 6 exons. Gene Ontology annotation, molecular function: phospholipid binding; protein domain specific binding. Lineage: Eukaryota; Metazoa; Arthropoda; Insecta; Hymenoptera; Formicidae. Gene Ontology annotation, cellular component: trans-Golgi network membrane.
CAACACACAGAUCGAAUGUCGUGAGCAGUUACCGUAUCUAUUACAAUUUUUGCCAAAUUGUUAAUUGAAUGUCUCAUAUUACGACUACAUCAAGUGGGAUGGAGCGUAGUAUUCACGAAAUGUUGAAAGAUGCACCCUCUCUAAAUGAGAGUGAUAGUGCUGUACAUACUGGAACUCCUCCGCCUCAUGUACCAAACAACUGCAGCAAUGAUGGUCAUCCGAGACCAGCCACCAUAAAUUUGAGCCUAGGAAGCCCUACUACUCCGAUUUCAGUAGCAGUUUCACCGAGUACACCUGUUCAGAAUGGUGAUACACAAACCAUGCGUACCACCCAGAGUAAAAUUGAGAGUUUGAAAAAUUGGAGUAUUUCCACAUACAAGUGUACCAAACAAUUAAUGUAUGAAAGAUUAGGAAAAACGUCACGUACGGUGGACUUUGAACUUGAAACACAGAUUGAGUUACUCAGAGAUACUCAGAGAAAAUAUUGCAAUGUUUUGCGAUUAUCGCGAGCUUUGGCAUCACACUUUCAUCAUGUUGUUCAGACGCAACACGCUCUUGGAGAAGCGUUUUCUGAAUUAGCACAAAAAUCGCCUGAACUUCAAGAGGAAUUUUUGUAUAAUUCGGAAACGCAAAGAAAUUUAACUAAAAAUGGCGAAACACUUCUAGGGGCCUUAAAUUUCUUCGUUUCCUCAGUGAAUACCUUGUGUAAUAAAACGAUUGAGGACACGUUGCUCACAGUGAGACAAUACGAAACUGCAAGGAUAGAGUAUGAUGCAUAUAGAACAGAUCUAGAAGCUCUUGUGCAAGCUACAAAAUCAGAUAGUAAUAAUGUGGCAAGAUUAGAAGAAGCACAGGCUAGUUAUGAAGGACACAAGCAGAAUUUUGAAAAAUUGCGCUCUGAUGUUUCCAUUAAGUUGAAAUUCUUGGAUGAAAACAGGAUUAAAGUAAUGCAUAAGCAACUGCUGUUGUUCCAUAACGCUGUAUCUGCUUAUUUUUCGGGAAAUCAAACCGCUUUGGAAGCAACUCUCAAACAAUUCAACAUCAAGGUGAAAUCACCAAACUCCACUUUACCGUCGUGGCUGGAACAGUAGUUGAUUUAAAUUGAAUAUUUCAUCCUACACUGUAAAGGAUAUACAAGUGCGUUCGUUUACCGAAUUAGCCCGAGUUGUAAAACGCAGAAAGUAAAGGUAACAGUUAUCAAAAAAGUU